CUCAGCUUCGUGCUUUUCCUUAACUUCUAAGUCUGCUUCCCUUCUUCACUCCCUCUGUCACAGAGAUUCUGUGCAUCCCACAUUGUGUUCUUCAAUGGCAGGUGCAAUCCACAACCACAGCAGCAACAAACUCGAGAAGAAAAAUCAACAAGACCCCAGUAAGUUUUAUUAUCAUUUUCUCUACAAAGCUGUCAUAGUUUCCAUCUUCUUAGUUAUUCUUCCACUCUUCCCUUCACAAGCUCCUGAAUUCAUCAACCAGUCUCUACUCACCCGAAACUGGGAGCUCCUGCACCUUCUUUUCGUUGGUAUUGCUAUCUCUUAUGGAUUGUUUAGUCGUCCAAACGAUGAAUCAGAGAAAGAUAACAACACAACUUUUGAUAACGCACACUUAGUUGUUUCUAGGUUUCUACACGUGUCAUCUUUUUUCGAGGAUGAAAGCCAAUCUGAAUCUGAGUCUGAUGAAAUCCAAGUCCAAACAUGGGGUGUUCAGUAUCACAGGAAUGAACCAAAAGUUGUUAUAGCUUCAAAGCACUCUAAUUUUGAACAGCAGAGUGCUACAAGCUCGAGAAUUGGUGAAAAGCCCUUGCUCUUACCCGUUAGAAGUUUGAAAUCUCGUGUUUCUUCUGACCCUGGUGGUGUUGUUCAAUCUGCAUCUCCUAGUAGUGCAACAUCUAAAUCAGGCUCCAAAAGAUUUUCAGUUUCAAGCAAUUCAAAUAAAGUUAGGUAUGGAGGAGAGCUAGAACGUUUUGAAAGUGCAAAAGUUGAAGAUAAAGUGAAGGAAGACACUGUGCUUCCUUCUCCUAUCCCAUGGAGAUCUUCACUUUUAAUGGAUAAGGAAACUGAAUUCAACAAGGUGGAAUAUCGUUCUUUGAAAUCUCAAAAAUCACUUUCUUCUAGGCCCAGUUCCGCGUCUUCUUCACCCAAGGGUGCAUCAUCUCCUUCACCUUCAUUCUCAUCAGAAUCACUUGCCAAGAACGCAGAGGAUUUGAUGAGAAAGAAGGGCUUUUACAAGUUUAGUUCUCCUCCUCCCCCUCCACCACCCCCACCCAUAUUUCAGAAAUCAAUAUCAAUGAAACCAAAGUCUAGUUCAUUCAAUAAAGAUGCUUCCUUUGAUAAGGAAUUGAAGCGAAGCUCCACAAGUGAGAGACGUGACUUGAACCGGUGGACCAGUGGGAGUAGAUUUACGAGUAGAGUUGAUUCAGAAAUAGAAGUAAUACCAAAGGGCCAUGUUGAAAACUUGUCAAUGAAGAAUUCAGUGACAACAUUAAGGAGCAGCGGAGAGAGCAAAGAAGGAAUGAAAAGGUCAGAAAAAAGCCAAAUGGAAGAAGAAGCUGAAGAAUAUUUCGUGAAAGAGCCAACAAGAAAGACUUAUAAGCACGUGUCCUUUAGAAGCGACAAGUUGAUGGGGCAUGCAAGUGUCCCUCCUGUGUCAGAGCCAGCUUCAGAGGAAGAAAAAGAAAGGUUUAUUGACAAGGUGAUUGUGGAGUUAGAUGAAGACACGGAAACUGAGGAUGAAGAGGUUGAAGGAAGAGUCAUUGAGAAAGAGAGUGGGGAAAGUUCAAAAAUGGAUGGACCUUGCAGCAGCAAUGGUGAUGAAGGAGUAGAUGUAGAUAAGCAGGCUGAUGAGUUCAUAGCCAAAUUCAGAGAGCAAAUCAGACUUCAGAGAAUUGAGUCUAUCAAAAGGAGUGCACGAAUUGCUGCUAGAAAUUCCACAAGGUAAUUUUGAAGAUUCCUAGGUAUUUUGGUUACUAAAUGGGAUGUACAUUACUUAAAAUGGAUCUAAGGUUGUCAUUGGUAUCGUGUCCUACUUCCCCCAAGAAAUUUACAAUUACGGUGUAGACAGAUUCACUGAUAUUAGCUACAUUUAAACUAAUUGCUUUGCUAGAACAUGAUGUUUAUUGGUUAUGAUUU
Messenger RNA from Abrus precatorius (Indian licorice), 1911 nucleotides. Its product is annotated as nucleolar and coiled-body phosphoprotein 1-like. Bases 95 to 1720 code for a protein of 541 amino acids. NCBI's taxonomy places the organism in Eukaryota, Viridiplantae, Streptophyta, Magnoliopsida, Fabales, Fabaceae. The record is from RefSeq and is a predicted model, not a curated record. The transcript has a single exon.